Molecule: messenger RNA, 6849 nt
Organism: Zingiber officinale
Lineage: Eukaryota; Viridiplantae; Streptophyta; Magnoliopsida; Zingiberales; Zingiberaceae
Product: probable arabinosyltransferase ARAD1
Exons: 16
Coding region: 1850-3565 (571 amino acids)
Molecular function (GO): glycosyltransferase activity
Source: RefSeq, a predicted model, not a curated record
UGCAGAGAGGGCCUUACUCAUGUGCAACAAUGACCGAGUGAUUAAUCUGGUGUCGCACAAUCGACAAGUAGUAAUGCCGCUAAUCUUGCCGGCUUUAGAGAGGAACAUUCUCACUCAUUGGAAUCAAGGUGUUUUGAACUUGACACAAAACGUUAACAAGGUAUUAUGUGAGAUGGAUGAAGAGCUAUUUCUGGCCUGCAAAAGGAACUUCGAGGAGGAGGAAACGAAGCAAGAAUUAACGGAGCAGAACCGAAGGAUGGCCUGGGAGUACUUGGAGACUGCCGCGGCUUUCCAACCAGUAACUAGAAAUGUAGCCGUCCUGGUUAAACCUGUUAUUUCUCCACCAGUCGUUGCCGCACUCUCUUAAAGUUGCUGGAGGUUAUGAAGAUGCCCAUCCCUUUGCUAAUUGUUGCAUCCUCUUAAGCACUAUCCUCCAAGUUGCUUCUGUGCCGAUGAAAAACAGCUCAGCUCAGCGUACAUUGUAGCGACGAUACUUGUUAGAAACAUAAGCAGAUAUCCUUAUUCCCUGUUUUUCUACUGUCUUUUCAUCAGAAUAUUGCCAAGAUCUAUCUGUUCUCGUGCUUUGCAAGUUGAAACAUCCAGUGACAGUUUGUCAAGAUACUGGAGCAUAGUUAGUAGGAUCGUGUUCCUAUGCAGGAUCACGAUCCGCAUAGGAUCGACUUGAGGUCAAGAUUGAAUCGAUCCUAUGCAAUCCCAUCAAGCAUAUUCUGCAGACUAUGUAUUGGAGUAUAUGUUAUAUAAUGCAAUGCAGAAAGUUAGAAGCCCCCAGGGUGCUCGAAGAAGUUUCUAUAAGGAUUAAACCAUCUGAACAAUACAAAUCCAAUUCGCAACAAACCUCAUCUUUACUAUAUACAAUUCAACAGCAUCAGACCAUACUCUACAAGAACAAGCCAUCCAGACCUUGCCAAGCUGAGUUCUUCAACCUCACUCCUUGCUUAUACAAGCAAACCUCAGUUUUUGUGCUAUUAGCUGAAGCAGACCCUUCUUCUUCUUCUUCUUCUUCUUCUUCUUUGAUUUCUUCCUCCUUUUGCGAUUCUUCCGCAACGAAAUGUUGUCGUCUGUUUGGUCAUCGCGAUCCUUGUCUCCAGCUUCCUCUGCUAAAUUGGCAAAGGAUCGAUCAGCAAAGAGCAGAAGACAAAGUCAGUAAAAAGAACUCAAUUUCAGUUCUAAUCGAUCUCACCAUUCUCGUCAUCUUCAUCGAUCCACUUAUCCCAGUCCACCUUAAGGAAAGCUGGUGGCUUUGCAUCUUCUUUUAGCAGCCUACUCCACCAUUUCUUAUCGAGUUUCUUUACAACAUACACGAUGCUCCUUGCGCUGAUGUUGAGUUUGCUCUCCUGAAACGAAGCCACUCGUCAGAGACGAUGAGAUCCGCACCUGCAGUAGUGACUUUGACAGUGUGUGUACCUUGACAUUGAUCCUGUCAAACAACUUGAGAUCAACUUCAUAGGGGACGCCUUCUUUUGUGGCGAAGAAACUGAAUUCUCCUUCAGGCUCCAGAUUCACUUUCACAUCCUUGGCGUCCGCUAGGUCAACCGUGAGGUAGACCUUGUCGGAUCUCUGAGCCCAUUUCACAGUGGGAUGGCGGCUGCAACAAGAAAUCAUGGAACCAAGUAAAUCGAGCGAUAGACUGAAGAAAACAGUCAGUUGAUCAGACUAACUUGACAAUUUCCCCAAACAACUCAGGAAUCAAAUACCGCAGAGAUUGACGCGUUGAUCGGAUGAAACAAGAGAGAUAAGAAUGGCAGGAGAUCGGAGAAGUAGGGUAGUACCUCAUGGUUGAGCUGACGGAGAGGUGGCGGACUUCUUCGAUUUCGGAGUCUCGUCGGAGAUGGCAACUUGUCCGGCGCAGUUCGAGUCCCUGCUAUUUGUCGACGAGGUAGGAGCAGGAGCAACUUUCCGGAAAGCCCCCGAAGUGGUGCAGCGAACCUCAUCGAUGGCGGGGGCGAGCAAGGCCUUCGCUACUGUUGCGAGAUCCACCUCCUUCGUGGCUGCCUUCCUCUCUCUGGUCGCCCUCUUCUCCGCCUUCCUUCUCUUAUACUACGCGAGGUACUCUUCGUCCUCGCGCUGGCUCUUGAUCUCCGACUCCCUGGACGCCCCUCUCCACCUCUCCAAGGGGAGCCCUAAUCCUGCUCCUCCUCCCGAGUACUCCUUUCUCGCGUCGCUCGAGAAGUUCCUGACCUCGCGCGCGCCCGCUGCUGGAUCCCCGGGCGUCGCUUCUGCUGCUGAUGGCGGAUCUCCCUCUGCCGCGGUCAAGGCGCUCGACGACUCGAUCUGGAAGGAAGAGACGGAGAGGCUUUACGGAGAUGCGGUGGAUCCGUGGUCGGCUUCCUCGGUGGUGCGCGUCUACGUAUACGAGAUGCCGGCUAAGUUUACCUACGAUCUGCUGUGGCUGUUUAGGAACACGUAUAGAGAGACGUCGAACCUGACCUCCAAUGGCAGUCCUGUGCACCGGCUGAUCGAACAGCAUUCUGUUGAUUACUGGCUCUGGGCAGAUUUGAUUGCACCGGAGUCUGAGAGGCUUCUGAAGAAUGUCAUUAGGGUUAAUAGGCAAGAGGAGGCAGACUUCUUCUACAUCCCAUUUUUCACAACAAUUAGCUAUUUCUUGCUUGAGAGACAGCAAUGCAAGGCACUUUACAGGGAAGCUCUAAAGUGGGUGACUGAUCAGCCAGCUUGGCAACGAUCUGGAGGAAGAGAUCAUAUACUUCCAGUCCAUCAUCCUUGGUCUUUUAAAUCCGUCCGCCGAUUCAUGAAAAAGGCAAUCUGGCUUCUACCAGAUAUGGAUUCCACAGGAAAUUGGUACAAACCGGGGGAAGUCUGGCUUGAAAAGGACCUUAUUCUUCCGUACGUUCCUAAUGUUGAUCUAUGUGAUGCACAAUGCUUACAUGAUUCUCAGUCAAAAAGAAGCACAUUGUUAUUUUUUCGUGGAAGGCUGAAGAGAAAUGCUGGAGGUAAAAUUCGUAGUAAACUUGCAGCAGUGCUACAUGACAGUGAGGGUGUUGUUAUGUUAGAGGGAAGUGCUGGUGAAGCUGGGAAGGCAGCAGCUCAGACUGGGAUGCGCAGAUCUCUCUUUUGCCUAAGCCCAGCUGGUGAUACCCCAUCCUCAGCUAGGUUGUUUGAUGCAAUAGUUAGCGGUUGUAUUCCAGUUAUUGUCAGCGCUGAAUUAGAGCUUCCAUUUGAAGGAAUACUUGAUUAUCGUAAGAUAGCACUUUUUGUUUCUUCUAACGAUGCUGUACAACCCGGGUGGUUGAUUAAUUUCCUUAAGAAUAUGGAUUCUAAGCAAAUCAGGGAAAUGCAAACCAACCUGGCUAAGUAUGCGAGGCAUUUCUUAUUCUCGAGUCCAGCUCAGCCUCUCGGCGCAGAGGACUUAGCAUGGAGAAUGAUUGCUGGCAAGUUGGUGAACAUCAAGCUGCAUACAAGGAGGUCGCAACGCGUGGUAGAAGGUUCCAGAAACUUGUGCACCUGUGAAUGCAGAGCAGGAAACAUCACCAGAUAUCAUUAUGGCAGAGCAACAACCUGUAGCACCACGUGGCUACAAGGUCCUUAAAGUCGUCAGGGACUCGUUCACUCCAGAUGACCACCGAGUUGCCACAUAUAUCACGGGAAAAAUUCAAAGAACGAGUUAGCGCGUCUAGUACUACAUGGAGGCAUGUAGACCAGGAGAUGAAACUAUUUUACUAUAAUGAAUUUGUGAAAAUGUAUACAUGGAAGGACGGACAUAAAGAAGAAUUUAAAUCUACAUGGAAUACAUACUGUGUCAAACUAUACAGAGACCAUAUGUAUUACAUGAGAAAGAAGGGUGUUAGACCUGCGUAUGUUUCCGAGGCGAUAUAGAGUGCAUGGACGGCCACUUGGGCUGCAGAAAGAUGGCAGGCAAAUGCUGAAAAGACAAAAGCAAAUAGAAAUACAGAACCAGGUGGCCCGAGCACCGGAACCGCUCGGCAUAUGUCAGGAUCCAGAUCUAUUGUAGAGCAUACCAUGGAUCUGGAACACGAGCUUGUCCGACAACCCACAUAUAUGGAGGUCUUUCUCAAGACCCAUAAGAAGAAGGAUGAAUCAUUUGUUGAUUCUCGAUCUCAGACUCUCCAUGAUCCGCCGCGUGUUAGGCGUCCAGAACCUUCUCGUAGGGGCAAGCGCUGGCUAUAUAAUAUCCACACGCAGUAGCCGAUCUAGGGUUUCUUGCGAUCUGGAUCUGGCCCUCAACCUUCCCUUCCUUGAUCGGCAAAUCGCAGGUGAUCUGGAUUUUUUUCCCCUCACAUGUGUUCUCUGCGGUGUGGUUCUUCGGUGCUUUGCGGAUUAAAAGAUGGUUAUGGCUUCCGAUCAGUUUCUUGCGGCUGUUCCACCGAUUGGUUCGUUCUGUUCUUGCUGCCGAGGAAGCACUGCAGGCGCGGAAGCAGAUCUGCGGCUUGAAGUUCGGAUCGACGGGCGUCUUCGAUGCACAAACUCCAGUUGCCAGGAAAAUAGACGUUGUUUGCCUGAAUGAUUAAGUUCUUGCUCAGAACUUAUCAGUUGUAAAGGAGUGGAUGCCUCUUGGGGAUCAGAGCAAGACGGAUGGGCUGGGUUCUUGAUGAUAGACUGGGAAGGUAAUAUGCAUUUGAACAUGUUGCAUCGACCUUUGCCAUGUUGGGUGCGCUCGCAUGGCAGGUCACCCCUGCUUAAUAAAAAGUAAUAUUUUUUGGGUGCUGGCGGGGGGAGAUCGCAUGGGGCAUUUGAUUUUAUUCUCCGGGUUCUCCAUCGCCUCUCUGUGUGUGUGUGUGUGUCUGCCUCUAUUUCUUUGAAUUUCAUGUUCCCUAUCGUCCCAUCUCGCUAUCAGUUAAAUGUGGUUUCAUGGCGAUAUCAGCAAUAUCCCAAUUCAACUGCUGCAUAUUCAAUUGUCCAUCACCUACGCAUCCAUUCCAAGUGGUGAAAUCAUGGGGUCCCCAUCAAUUUGAACCAUCUUUCUGAAAUGAUAAGGUACAAUUCUUAUAAAGACUCAGUAGCUCAGUUUGGUAUUUGCUUAACAUGAUUAGUGGAUUAAUUCUUUAGUGAUAUGAGACAGACGUAUACAUGUUAAUUUCGCCGCAAUCUGACUGAAGAGGGGCAAGUUUUUUGAUAAAAAGCAACGUGAGUGAAAGAAAAAUAGAAUUCUAUGAAUCUUUAUUCGUUUUAGGUUGCAUUGUAUAGAAUGGAAUGAAAUGGUUCAUUUCCUCUGAUUUAUUCAUUAUUCCACUACAUUCAAGUAUAUCACAAUGUCAAGUUAUCAUUUCAAAACUAAAUGUUGAUAAAUUAUAUGAGUGACUUGGACUGAUUUGACCAUCGAUAUUGGGUCAAUCCUAUCUAGUAAGACAAUCUGGCUGGCUAAUUCAAUUGAGUGAGCUUGAUGGUCAGUUCCUUGGAUUCGACAUGUUGGUUGGUUUGAUCUGAUGGAUCAACCAAGCUUGGCAUGCCAGAAAGACAAGUAACUCAGGCACAUUGAACUUAUCAAAACCAAGUAAUAUUGAUUACGCAUGAUUAAAACAAAAUAAUGAAUAUAAAUUGAUUAUUCCUCUUAAUUUCAUUCCGUUCCUUUAGUUUUAUUCUAAUUAUAUUUCAUUCGAUAAUACUCUAUUAAAUUUACUCAUUAUAUGGGUACAUUCAUUACAAUUUUGGUUCAUUAUUUUGCAGACUGAUUCAUUUAAGAACUAAAGAUUAUCAAAUUUGCAUAAUUUUUUUUGUCGAACUUACAAAUCACUGGUAUUGUUAGAUGUGGUUCCUCUUCGUAAUCCACGGUGUGUGACUUAACCAUUGUAAAUAGUUUGUCAAAUACAGUAAAUUGCAAGGUUUUUAUGUUGACUAAUACUUGAUAGCAAAUGGUACCUUACAUCAAAUUAUUAUAACUAGUUUGAAAUGUUUUAAUAUGGAUCAAUGUCUUAAGAAGUAAUUUUUCAAAUGACGAUCAAUUUCUUGUUUCUUAAAAAGUAAUUUUUGUAGUUAAUAUACCUCCAUUAGUUCCAUAUCAUCAUAUACAGUUGGUAAAACUUAACCAAAGCCAAAUAUGUUGAAUCAAUUCCAUUGAAGGGUUCAAAUAUAUUUGCAAGUUCAUGAUCGAAGUUGAGAUUGCUUAAAAUUUUACUGUCAUCUCUGCUGUUUAUUUCUACAUUUUUCUGUGGGCUGUUUCCUAUUUAAUCUUAUAUAACAGUUGUAAAGUCGGGUCUGAUUGGGUGACGGGUUUGUUGGGAAAAAAGUGUAAUCAUGAUUGGGGUAAUUGUUAAUGUAAAAUCAUGUAGUAGAAAAGGCACUUAUGCUCUACUAAUUACAUGCAUUACAAGAGGCUUGGGAGUUCCUGAGGCUUGGGAGUUCCUGACAACCGGGGUAAAGAUUUUGCAGCUGAAGCUCUCUAGAAGUUUGUCAAUUGUAUUCAAUGUUACAGAUAUUGCUGCCAAAGAUUGUCUGUAGUUCUGUCAAUUUUGUUUGAGAUUGAAGAUUUUGCUGCUUUCUAAAGCUGUCAAUUGAACUCGAGGCGCAUGUAAAAUAACUGGAAAAGACUUGGAAGUCAUCUCACCGUUAAUUUUGGUGGAAAUUCAAUUCGCGCUUUGGAUUUGUUGGUACCUGAAGCUUACAAUUUCGUUGCCACAUCUCAGCGAAAUUGAGAUACAUUCAUGGGGCAAAAAUUGGGGCGUAUUAUGACUAUUGUUUUGAGCACUCUUAUUUGAUGUCAAGUUCUGAAGACUCCGGUAAGAACAAAUUUGAAUUUGGAAGCCUGCUUUUGGACUCAGUUCUUGAUUCCUAUUUGGCAGAAGUCAAAUUCAUCAAACGCUUACAAGUUUUUGUGAUUGCAACUUUAACUAUAUCAUUACCCGAUGACUUCGACAA